Molecule: messenger RNA, 1845 nt
Organism: Dothidotthia symphoricarpi CBS 119687
Lineage: Eukaryota; Fungi; Ascomycota; Dothideomycetes; Pleosporales; Dothidotthiaceae
Product: MFS peptide transporter-like protein Ptr2
Exons: 4
Coding region: 1-1845 (614 amino acids)
Biological process (GO): oligopeptide transport; transmembrane transport
Cellular component (GO): membrane
Molecular function (GO): dipeptide transmembrane transporter activity
Source: RefSeq, a predicted model, not a curated record
AUGGCAGCCACCCACAACGUGAAGGCUAGCCUGGAGAUCACGAAGGGCGCCACCGUGCUCGACCCCAUUCCGUUGGACACCAGCACCUCUAAUUCCUUCCAUGAUGAGGACACCAUGCUUCUAGGGCCGUAUCCUACUGAAGAGGAAUGGGCGACCCUCCCUCGUGUUCCUGGUAGUAUCCCAUGGACUGCCUGGACCGUUGCCUUCGUCGAGUUCGCUGAGCGUUUCUCCUACUACGGAACAAGCGCUGUCUUCGUCAACUUCAUCCAGAAGAAACUGCCUCCUCAUUCGAGGACUGGUGCUGGGUUCCUUAAGAAACCGGGUUCGGGUGCUUUGGGCAUGGGACAGCGUGCUUCGACCGGACUGACAACAUUCAACCAAUUUUGGUCGUACAUCACGCCACUUCUUGGAGCAUGGGUUGCUGAUGAGUACUGGGGUCGUUACAAGACUAUCCAGAUCGCCAACUAUAUCUCCAUCAUUGGCCACAUCAUCUUGAUCUUCUCGGCAAUCCCACAGGUUAUCGUCAAGCCUAAUGUAGCUCUCGCAAUCUUCACUGUCGGACUGGUUGUCAUGGGAUUCGGUACAGGCGGUUUCAAGUCGAACAUCUCGCCACUCAUCGCCGAACAAUACAAAGACCAGAAGGCUUAUGUGCGCGUCAAGAAGAACGGCAAGAAGGAGAUUGUCGACCCUGCUACGACGACUGCGCGUAUCUACAUCUACUUCUACCUUCUUAUCAACAUGGGGAGCUUGACGGGCAGCUUGGCAAUGGUUUAUUCGGAACACUUUGUGGGCUUUUGGCUCUCUUACACACUGCCAACCAUCUGCUACCUCGUCUGCCCUGGUAUCCUUAUGUACUUCAAGAAGUCAUACAAGCUUACACCACCCACGGGAUCCGUCCUAGGAAAAGCAUGGAAAGUGAUCAGGCUGGGCAGCAAACACUCUCCGAAGAAGAAUGUUUUCAAGGACGAUGAUUUCUGGAACAGGAUCAAGCCGAGCGCGAUGCGUGCGCGAGGUGAUACCAUCCCUGCCUGGAUGACAUUUGACGACGCAUGGAUCGACGAGGUACGCCGUGGCGUAGUCGCUUGCAAAGUCUUCCUUUGGUACCCUCUAUACUGGCUUGCCUACAAUCAGAUGACUGGCAAUCUCGUUUCACAGGCCAGCACAAUGAAGUUGGGAAAGACACCUAACGACAUUGUGUCAAAGCUGAACCCGAUCUUCAUUAUCAUCAUCAUCCCACUCAUGGAUUUUGUGAUUUACCCUGCUCUCCGGAAGAUGGGUGUCAACUUCACUCCUAUCAAGAAGAUCACUUGUGGUUUUGCGCUAAGUUCUUUUGCCAUGGUGUCAGCUUGUGUUAUUCAAUAUUACAUCUACAAGAUGUCCCCAUGCGGCAACCGGAUCAACGCGCUUUCCGACGAAGGAGAAGAUUGCAGCGCCAACAUCACCGUCUGGGUCCAAGUUUUCCCCUACGGUCUGAUUGGAAUGUCCGAGGUCCUGGCCUCCAUCACCAAGCUCGAAUACGCAUACACUAAGGCUCCCAACAACAUGAAGUCAACCGUCCAAGCCAUCGCUCUGUCCACAUCCGCUGUCUCGGCCGCUCUCGGUCAGGCUUUGGUCAGUCUGUCUGAAGACCCACUUCUCGUAUGGAACUACGGCUCUGUUGCUGUUGUUGCGAUGGCUGGUGGUGUUGGUUUCUACUUGACGUUCCGUAAGGCCGACAAGGAGGAGGACGCUAUGAACAACCUCCAGGAGUCUUCUUAUCUUGGCCACGAGGGAGCUGACGCGGAGAGUACCGCAGAGACCCACCAUGUCAGAGAUGAGAAGAACGAGAAAGGUGCUUCCAACUAG